Messenger RNA from Metarhizium brunneum ARSEF 3297, 1671 nucleotides. Its product is annotated as Succinate--hydroxymethylglutarate CoA-transferase. NCBI's taxonomy places the organism in Eukaryota, Fungi, Ascomycota, Sordariomycetes, Hypocreales, Clavicipitaceae. Gene Ontology annotation, molecular function: catalytic activity. The record is from RefSeq and is a predicted model, not a curated record.
AUGGACAACUAUUCAGUGCAAGAAGAAAGCGCGCGUAUUUUCCACGAACAUCUCAUCAACAACGAGCAGUUGGGUCUGCCUGCAUCCAUUAUUGAAGCAGCAAAGCAUGUCCAGUUUGUUGGCAUCGAUCCCAAGCCAUACAUGCCCACUUGUUGCAAAAUGACAGAAUCUGCCUCUGCCCUUUCAGGAUUUGUAGCAGCGACAGCGAAUGCAAUAUGCGCACAUCGAUACGGAACAGAGUACCAAGACGUUCAAGUCGACACUGACCUCGCAACAUUGUUUCUCCAGUCAUUCUUUUUACCUGAAAUCAAUGGCAAGCCCUUCUGGCAACAUGCUCCCUUGGCGGCUGAGCUUGAUAAAGGUGAUUUAUAUGAUAUACAAAAACCAAUUCAUCAACAAGCUACAAAUAUUUAUCAAGCAAAGGAUGGGAAGUGGUAUCAGCUACAUGGAUCGCUCAACUCCAAGCCAACAAUGGAUAUGCUCGGUGUGCAAGAGCAACAUGUCACACACGAGGAAGCCUUUAGCAUUUACGCCAGAAAGGUGAAACAACUUGACGCGGCCACGUUAGAACGGAUGGCAAAUGAUGAUUUCAGUCAACCGGGAGUCACAUGUCUGACACAUGAAGAGUUUCUCGCCUCAGAACAUGGCAGGAUUAUAAGCAAAGAGCCGCUUUGGACUAUGAAGUCUAUACCCGCGCCUUCAACUAACUGGCCACCAAACCCACACGCAGCCAAUUUAAAACCCCUUGCAGGAAUUCGGGUUAUUGACUUUUCUAGGGCAAUGGCCGGUCCUAUCGUGUCUAAACUCUUGGCGCUUUUUGGUGCCGAAGUCAUUAAAAUAUCACACAAGGAACUUCCUGACUUUCCCAUCACCUGGGUUGACUUGAACACUGGAAAACAUGAUGCAGAGAUUAACCUGAAAGAUGCCGAGGGAAAAUUAAAACUUGCUGAGCUUAUUGCCGGCGCUGAUGUUUUGGUUGACUGCUAUCGACCUGGCGUAUUGGCAAGACUUGGUUUUGAUAGCAAGUCAAUGCGCAAAAUCAACGAGCGUCUGAUCUAUCUGAGGGAGAACUGCUAUGGGUUUCAAGGACCGCUUGCGCAUCGCGCAGGCUUACAGCAGAUUAGCGAUUGCUUGGUCGGCCAUUCAUGGCUGCAGGGACAAUUUUUGGGGCUGGACGAACCUGUGCUGCCUCCGCUGCCGAAUUCGGACUAUCAAGCCGGCCUAGUGGGUGCGGCCGUUGCCAUGCUGGCUCUUCUCGAACGUUCCAAAGGGGAUACAGCGUUUGAUAUCAAUAUCAGCUUGACCCAAUAUAAUAUUUGGUUCUACCGUCUGGGUCAAUACACGGAUGAUCAGUGCCGCAGGCUAAGGGCACGUAAUCCAAGUUUCCAGGCCAGGCACUAUGACGGGAUGCGAACGCUGGUUGCCAGAACUCACGCUGCCAUGAUCAAGGCUAGGCCUGAGUUGUGCAAAACGCCCGAGUACUUUACCAAGAUGUCUGGGAGGGAAUGGGGUUUAGAUGAUGACAUAUCCAUUCUGGAACCCCCAUUUAGAUUUUCACGCCUGAAGCUAGAGUAUGAAGUGCCUUCGGGGGCACGAGGGAGAUCAAAGCCGCAAUGGAGCGGUGGAGGCGAACUUGGCACAGGCAAUAUGCAGAGUGUUCAUGGUAGAUGA